UGGGUACCUACAGCUGGGGAUCUGCAGCACUGGCAUGGUUGUACCGGUGCAUGUGCCGAGUGGCGAACAGACAUGUGGUCAAGUUAGCGGGCCCACUACAGCUACUUCAGUCUUGGAUCUUCUGGCGAUUUCCUCGGUUUAGGCCUGCAGGGUAUGAGACGUUCAGCUGGCCAUUGGCCUCGAGGUGGUCAGGUUACAACCCUUCCGGUAGCAAGAAGGGUCCUAGAGUGCAGAUGUGGAGGCUGAGGAUAGACUGGUUACAGGAUAGGGAGGUGAGUACGCUACUUAAUAAGUUUCUUUAUUUAACCACACUUUAUGAGUUGGGUCCAUGAGUUGCCCUGACAAUGGAGAGUUUUCCGUGCAGUUUAUUUGGAUGCCGUACAGCAGCCCCGACGUACUUCAGGUUGUGCAUCCGGAGGCUUUGGAGCCUCGGCAUAUGGCGUUGUCGUGGUCUGUGACGUCGCUGAUCUACUUUGCCGUCAUAGAGUGGCAUCAGAUAGAUAGGGUGCUUCCGCAGUUCGGAGGUGUGCAGCCCCGUCCGAAUCCCGCCCUGAACAUCGACUUUCUGAUGUCGAAGGACGGCAGAGGCGGUGAUCGAUGGUUCCCAUACCAUUUGCAGAAGUGGCAUCUCUAUUGGGACUCCCGUGUGGAGACCGUGCUGAGGUUUGAUGUUGUUGCCGACCCUGGACCGUCGCAUGAGUUCCUCGAGUGGUGGAGUCAGCAUGGAAAGAGGUUCUUGUCUGCGGAGAUGCACUUGGGGGAUCCAAGAGCCGUUCCUAUUCCAGUUGAGGCCUCACAGCGGGGUGCUGGGCGAGUUCUUGACAUGGAUCGUCCUGAGGACGUGCCGGACAGGCGGCGGGUUGAGAGGAGAGCUCGUGUUGGGACACGACGGAGCCAGCGUGACUGGAGGUGGCUAGAGCAUGCUAUGGACGAGGACGACGAUGCGGGUCCCGCUGGAGGCGGACGACGAGGCCACGGAGGGAGACGGAGAGGGCGUGGUGCGGCAGACCACCGUGGUCGUGACCCUGACGACAAUGACGACGAUCAGCAUGGGCCCGUGGGCGGGGAUGGUGCAGGGACUGUUGCAGUUGCUGGUGUUAGUACCCACGAUGGCGGACAUGGAGGUGAGUGAUAUGGGUCAGGUAUGGGUGACGGGGCUAACCCUGGUGACGCUGGACUCGGGUCAGGGCUUCUUGGAGAUUACU
Messenger RNA from Arachis ipaensis, 1205 nucleotides. The record is from RefSeq and is a predicted model, not a curated record. Lineage: Eukaryota; Viridiplantae; Streptophyta; Magnoliopsida; Fabales; Fabaceae.